Molecule: messenger RNA, 1928 nt
Organism: Aethina tumida (small hive beetle)
Lineage: Eukaryota; Metazoa; Arthropoda; Insecta; Coleoptera; Nitidulidae
Product: aldehyde dehydrogenase, dimeric NADP-preferring
Exons: 4
Coding region: 240-1715 (491 amino acids)
Biological process (GO): aldehyde metabolic process
Cellular component (GO): cytoplasm
Molecular function (GO): aldehyde dehydrogenase (NAD+) activity
Source: RefSeq, a predicted model, not a curated record
GAAAGUUUCUAACAUUCUUUAAUUCAUUACUAUGAGCAAGAUCAAUAAUACAAACAAUAUAUGAUAGCAGCCGAAUACGGCAAAUUUCACAUCAGAUGCUUUAUUUUCAUUGUUUUGCAUCCAAGGUAAUGCACCGUAUUCGCGUUUAAUUGUCUCACUUGUGUUGUGAUAACUGGUGCUAGCGCACCGAUUUCCGUGCCGGCGUGAAAGUAACUUCGUUCUUACAAAUAACUCAAGAAAUGGCCGAAAAAAUCGUGAGCGAUCUUAGGCAAUCGUUCGAAAAUGCAAGACCCAGAUCCCUAAAGACGAGAAUAAAUCAGCUGAAAGCGUUGAAACGGUUGUACGAGGAGAACAAGAAUGAGAUGUGUAAUGCUCUUGCCCAAGAUCUGCGUAAGAGCACCCAGGAGGCCCUUUGUAUGGAGGUGGACUUUCUGAUCAAUGAUAUAAAGAAUGCAUUGGGGCACAUCCACGAGUGGGACAAGCCAGAAAGGCCCGCAAAGGGUUUUGCAAAUAUGCUUGACAGUGCUUACAUUUACAAUGAUCCUUAUGGUGUAGUUUUAGUUAUUGGUGCUUGGAAUUAUCCCUUGCAACUGACCUUUUUGCCAGUUCACGGUGCAAUAGCAGCAGGAAACUGCGUCGUUAUAAAACCAUCCGAAUUGGCUCCCGCCACGGAGAAAUUUAUCGCUGAAUGUAUCCCGAAAUAUCUUGAUCCGGAAAUUGUGCGAGUUUUCAAGGGUGGCGUUCCCGAAACCACGCAACUGUUGAAACAGAAAUUCGACUACAUCUUCUUCACCGGAUCCACAGUCACUGGAAAAAUCAUACACGCGGCCGCCAAUCAACACCUAACUCCAACAACGUUGGAACUCGGCGGAAAAUCUCCGGUAUACCUGGACAACACGGCCAACAUAGAGACGGCCACCCGCCGAAUAUUGUGGGGUAAAUGCGUGAACGCGGGCCAAACGUGUGUCGCACCGGAUUAUCUGCUCUGCACCAAAGAGGUGGAAGAAUCCUUCAUUGCGACGGCCAAGAAGGUGCUGAAGGAGUUCUACGGCGAAAACGUCAAGGACUCCCCCGAUUUCGGCAGGAUUAUCAACGACAGACAUUUCCAACGAGUUGUUGGACUGCUCAAAAGUGGAAAGAUUGCUAUUGGAGGUGUUACCGACCCCUCUGAAAGGUUUAUUUCACCGACCAUAAUAACCGACGUGACCGUCAACGACCCAGUCAUGAAAGAGGAGAUUUUCGGCCCAAUUCUGCCGAUUGUCACCGUAAAAAAUGUCGCCGACGCCAUUCAUUUCAUCAACGGUCGCGAUAAGCCGUUGGCCAUGUAUAUUUUCUCUAAUAAAGCACAAGACGUGGAGUUAAUGUUACAGAACACUUCAUGUGGUGGCGUUACUGUCAACGACACUAUUAUGCAUUUGUCUAUGGAUACUCUGCCGUUCGGGGGAGUCGGUAUGUCUGGCAUGGGUCAAUACCAUGGCAAAUACAGUUUCGACACUUUCUCACAUAAGAAAAGUAUUUUAUACAAAGAUUUGGGUGCUAUAGGGGAGAAAUUGGCGACUGCUAGAUAUCCACCUUACUCCCCCGGAAAAAUAAAAUAUUUGAAUUUCAUGCUAUCUUCGAAGCCGGGUCUGCCUUUGAAAUUCGUUCCGUAUUUAUUGAUGUUCUUGCUUGGCUAUGCGGCGUCUUUCGCCGUUAAGUAUUAUUGGAAGCUUUAGGCUGUGAUUAAUUCGCUUUUAUUUUAUUUUUUCUACGCUUAUAGAUGUGUGGAAUAGUUUAUAUAGUCAUCACAUUGCAUUUAACGGACAACUAGUAUUAGAUGUAAACGUAAAAGUAUAGCAACGUUUUAUUAUACGUAUAUUUUUAUAUUGUCAUUGUUAUGUGGGUUUUGUUAUUGGAAUUAUAUUUUAAUAAAAUAUAUUUUAAUUGUA